Esox lucius (northern pike) is the source of this 2318-nucleotide messenger RNA. RefSeq lists its product as uncharacterized. The transcript has 14 exons. Gene Ontology annotation, molecular function: zinc ion binding. The record is from RefSeq and is a predicted model, not a curated record. Bases 155 to 1285 code for a protein of 376 amino acids. Lineage: Eukaryota; Metazoa; Chordata; Actinopteri; Esociformes; Esocidae.
GACAAAACCAAAAUCUUGCGGGAAUUGAAAGUGAAAGACAAAAUAAGAUCAGGAUUCCGAGACGAAUGACACUACACUGUGUACUCUCAACUAUAAACUUGACAUAUUCUAUGCAAAUUUGGAAUGUUUUCUUUCUUCUAUAAUUUAUAAAGCAAUGUCGUUAAUACGUGGGUUUGGCAAUAUUUAUCGGGAAUAUGUUGAAGAGGAGGAAGAGGAAGAGGAAUUCUCUGGGCAGAAAACACCUAUCCAGCAGUCUCGCCCAGCCAGGGGAAGCCAUUUUGAAUGGCAGCUAUAUGAAGGGCAGCAAUGGCUGCAUAUUGACAAUGACCAUGUGAUCGAGACCCACUACUGCCAGCCUGGGGCCAAAGGAAUGACCAUCUACACAUCACUCAUGGGGCAGGUCUACAUAGAUUUUGAUCAGAUUAAGGCAAACCAUACUGGCAUAGCUGUGCGAAGACUGACGUUCCUAGCUCAGGGCCAGAGUGAGGACAUCGGGUGGUAUUUCAAAGAUGGCCGAGCAUGGUGUGAAUAUGGUUCUCUGGGUGAAGGGAAUGUCACAGCCUCAGUCAGCAGUGGUGACGUGGAACAACAGUACGUCCUCAGACCUCAGGGAGGCUUUCAGUUCACCGUCGGAAGGACCAGCUACUCGUUAGACUUCACAGCUAUGACACAGACCAAUUUAGCCACUCGAGUACAGAGAAAUGUCAGGCGGCGGCCAAAGUUCAACUCCAUCGUCUCAGGGAAUAUAAGUGCACCCCGUUCAACCACCACUGUAACUGCCCCACCACCCCCCUCUGCUGGCUGUAAAUGGGAGUUCAUGGGCGAGGAGGGAGUGUGGACUGAGUACCAGACUCCAAGAUGCUCACUGGAUAGCGCUGCGAUCGAAAGAUGCUACCAGCAGAACCCAGGGAGCCAGUUAAGCUUCAAAGCUGGAAGACAUUCCUACACCCUCAACCUCUCUGAAAUGUGUCAGACCAAUAAUCGCUUUGGGACCAAAAGAUCUGUAAGGAGGACUCUAUUAUCAGGGACUCAACAAAUGAGCAGUGUAGGUUUACAGUAUUGUUGGCAGUUUCAAGACAUGGACGGACAUUGGAAGGACUUUGUCAAAGGAAGUUACUUCUGCAGUGUAUCAAGCCAGGACAUUGAAGCUCAGUACCAGCAGAACCCAAAUGGAACUAUGAACUUUACCACUAUGAGGUUCAAAUACCAACUGGACUUUUCAGCAAUGACCCAAAGAAACCUAUCAACUCGGACCACACGAUCCAUUCGACGCCAGAAUCAAUGACCGAUUGACCACCACAACACAAGUUUACACUACUUUGUCUGACUACUGGGAUUGUUCCACUCAGCCAAGAACUACAUUGUGAUUAUACCUCAAUACAAUGAAUUUGACUUUUGUCCUUCCCAGCCUUCUAGAUCUGAACAGGUACAGAGGCGAGCACUUCAGACUAUAGAGAUACUGUUAUCUUGUUGACAUGGGUAGUUGGUGAGCCGUCUUCAUUACUUUUAUGUGACAGAGGCAGAUAAGAUUGAUAUUUAACACAGUUCCCCCAAAUAAUUUGCGCAUGUUUCAUCAACCUGAUGAUCAGAAGCUUGUUAUUAGGCUACAAUAAAUCGUAUCUGGAGUUACAAAGCCUCGCUGCUAGCUGCUGUUGCACCUGUCUUCCUCGGCUUCACUGGAGGCUGCAGUGCUGCUGCCGUUGCUCUCAUUGUACUGUAACAUCAAGUCUAUCAAUCUUGUCAUGCUGCUGCAACAACUUUAGCAAAGACGUUUGUUAUUAUUGUUAUUUUCAUAAUGUAUUGCCUUUCUUCUGAGUGGUAGACUUUGAGUGCCCUUUUUAUGUUUUGUUACCUAGAGUAUCUUCCACGGCUCAGACCCUUGCUUUAGCAAACGAGCCGUCAGGUUUCGACGUCACACUGGUAACUGAUUGUUCAAUCAUAAAAAUACAUUAUGGGAUCAUAAAACAAAUAUAUGUUUACCACUUUGUCAUCUUAAGUAUUCUAUUAACUAAAUUGUAUUUAGCAAAUCAACAACUAAUAUCAUGAAUUUUUACAACUAAGAAAAACUUCUUCUGACGCCUCUGCUUGGUUGCCAUUCACGCAUUAAAGCUCCGCCUCUAUGUACGAUAUUAAACAGCUUUUCACUGACACUGUUCGGCUGUAAUUGUCUUUCUGGCCUGGAAACAGCAGAAAUACCCACUAUUUAGUGGUUUAUAAGGACGACACCUUUUGAGCAUGUACUGCCAUGUCAAUGUUGGUCUUUUUAAAUACGUUUUCACCCCCCCCCCCCCCCCACGUUUUCAAACCUAAAUAAACAC